Molecule: messenger RNA, 6816 nt
Organism: Osmia bicornis bicornis
Lineage: Eukaryota; Metazoa; Arthropoda; Insecta; Hymenoptera; Megachilidae
Product: breast cancer type 1 susceptibility protein homolog
Exons: 7
Coding region: 238-5145 (1635 amino acids)
Biological process (GO): double-strand break repair via homologous recombination; negative regulation of fatty acid biosynthetic process; positive regulation of transcription by RNA polymerase II
Cellular component (GO): plasma membrane; nucleus; BRCA1-A complex
Molecular function (GO): ubiquitin-protein transferase activity; DNA binding; zinc ion binding
Source: RefSeq, a predicted model, not a curated record
AUUGCGUAUCGACCGAUAGAUCGCAACGCCAUCACGUUCGUAUGGCUAAAUCCGAAAACUAAGCGCGCAAACCUGUUGACAACACUUGUCAUCGGUGUGAGCAUAUAAGUAAUAAGACAAACAUGUGAAUGGAAUUACUGUAGUUUUUGUUGUUGCGUUCUGUUGAUUAAAAACAAAGUGGACUUGCUGAUACGGAAUCAUUCACGACGUGCUAUUCAUUAUGAUUAAAAAGAAAAGAUGACGGAACAAGUCUUCGCCACUGCUGACAAACUGUCGAAAGUGAUAAAGAAUAUACAUACAUGUUUGCAGUGUAUGAUUUGUUUGCAUACUAUAUCUAAGCCUGUGAAAACCCUUUGCGGACAUCGAUUCUGCAACACUUGCAUCCAGACAGUGUUGCAGAACAAAAAUGCAUCCUGUCCGCUAUGCAAUUCUGCUCUCCAUCGACGUGCUAUUUCGACGGACGAGGACAUGAAAACGUACAUAGAUCGGCUGGAUCGAUUGAUCGAAGCCAUUAAAAUAGACUCUGGCAUUGAUAUAUCCUCUUACUUGGUGAAACCACGUAACACCAAAGAGAGUCACUCUCCAAUCACCGCCGAUUAUCAUUACGAAGAAAACGUUCAACCAAGUUGUUCCGGCAUGAAUCGAAUACCGAAAAGGCACGAGAAACCUCGCACAUAUUCUAAGAAGAAGGGAAAGAAUUUCGAAAAUAAUGAUAUCCUGAAGCUUCUGUCUACAUACAGCCUCUCUGGUGUCGAACCUCUAUCCGCUGAAACUACGAAUGAUGAUCAAAAUCUCCCUGAAAAGGAUGAGAAUUCCAAGGUGCACAGUUGGUUAAAUACAUUGCCAGAAACCGAAGCUUUUGACGAUCCUGAUAAAAUCACUCCCGAACAUCCCGCUGAGUGCAAUCUCGACGAUACCUUGGCUAUGUCUGUAUCACAGGGCUGCAAAGACAACAAACUGGAAGAUUACGAGGCUGAAGAACAGCAACAGCGUCAAACCCCUUUGAGGAGAUCCUUGUCGAACAACCAGGACAAGGAUAAUGAGGAAGAGAGGGGUCCUUCUAGGUCCUCCGAAACGAGGAAUCAUGGCUCCAAGGUGAAAUUGCCUGACGAACAGGCAAAUUCAAGGCCAAGUACAUCCGGAAUCACAAAAUCGAGCGAAGAAUGCAAAGAAAGAUCGACCGACGUUCAGAGGACGUCUCCCUGCGACAUGUUACCCUCGAUGAAGAGGAACUGGUCCUCGGUCGUUCAGUUUGGCAAAGAGAUGCGCACGAAGAAGAAGAAGAAGCUCAAGUCUUUGAACGUCAGCAAAUCGCGAUCACACGAAGAGACUACAGUAGAAGAAGGAGCGAGCAAAUUAAGAGAGCCGAAGGAUGCGAGAAGAGAAAAGGAAUCUAGAUUGCCUUCAGGCGUUUUCAAGGAUCACUUCAAAGAAAAGGAUCUUCCAAGACGGAAGAGCGUAGAGAAUCGUCAAGACCCUGAAGCAGCCACAAGUAUGGUCAGAAGUGUUAUAGAUCUUCGUAACCUGGAGAAGAGUCUGCCCAACGUCGAAGAAAGAAGAAAACGCGUAGAAGAAAGCAUCGAAAGAUCCAAUACGCCCGUCAACAUCACUAGAGUUACUACAGACCGAUCUGACCUUGAUAAAACUCUACCAAACGACGAAGAGAAAAACGCAGAACGUUUGGAAAAUUCUGCUGUAGAGGAGACCUCCUCUUUCAUCGUGUUGGAAGAAGGUGAACAGGUUCGUAUACGAAAUUUGGACAGUCAUCGGAUGAACGACAUCAUCGGCAUUGCGGCAGAUGACGUCGAGACUCGUCCCGACGCGACUGGCAAUAAAGACCAAAUGGAAAGCACGCUACCUCUGAAGAAGCGACGCAAUAUGUCUCACACGCCACCGUCCAAGUUGCCUAUCGAAGCAGCCCCCAAGAAAAUGACCACUGAUCGAUCGCUAUCGAACACCAUGAACGAGUCCACCUCUAAAUGUCAAUCUGUAACGAGUCGGACCUCGAAUCGUGGUAGAUUGUCCUUAAUCAAACAUAAUACCGAUCGCAGAUCCAACGAUUCUUCAGCUUCGGACGCCAAUCGCGAUCUGAACCGACAGAUUGAUGAAGGUCUCAGCAACGAUGCUUCCAAAAAAACUAUGGAAAACAACAGACAAGAGGAUAGGUCUCUGGUGUCGUUUAAAAAGUUAGGCAAGAUUUUCAAAUACUGUAAAAAGCGCACUAAAUUUUUAUAUCUCGGAUCAACUCGGCGCGAAUCGUUAUUAAGUUUCAAUGUAGAGAAUAAGUACAAGAAACCGUGUAACUUUGUAGAUUAUUUGAACACGCCGUGUUACCAGAAUAUCAAAUUAGAAAACACGUUUGGUAGUAGUAUAAAUGUUACUGUAAACGAUUCAAUGAUGGUAACAGAAGAUAAUAUUAAAGACCUAACUGUGCCAGAGGCAGAACCUCUAACGAAGACCAAGGAUGUAUCUGAAGAAGCUAACGCAAAACAAAGUAAUCCCAAAGAAACUGUCCCAGCUACCAAUAACGUUCAAAAACCUUGCUCCUUGGAUGUAGUGAUUGUCUCCAAUGACGAGAAUGAUGAACAGCCUCACUCAGGCGUUGUAUCACCCUCUCAGAACGCAAUGUCGAAAAGCACAGUGAAACUAAUGUCUCCCUCGAACGAUUCUCAGCUGAGGUACUUGUCCUUCGACUCACCCAGCAGCUUUGUUGAAAAAACCUCCAGGUGUGAUCGAAUCGAAGCUGUUAAAGUCACCGAUCACAAUAGGGAUAACUUGUUAGAGGUAAAAGGACAGCAUUCCAAAGCCCUGAUUCGCAAAGCAUUCGGCAGUUCCGACAAUGAUUCGCAUUGCGACUUAGCCGCCAAGAGGAAGAGAUCAAAGAAGAUGUCUACCGAUGAAGAAGGUAAUGGUUCUAAAUCUGAUUGCAGUUUCUCGUCAAAGACUACCUGUAUCAGGGGCUCGAAAAAGUUAACGACUCGCAGCAAGGACGGGAGUGUCCUGUCCAAAUCUAGUACUAAAUGUGCAGACGUUGUGUUACUCGACUCUGAUUCAGACACAUCAAAUUCUCAUUUAGAAAAGUACAAGAAGGUGUACAAAAGAAUAAUGUCACCAGCCCGCUCUGACACAGGUUCUUCUAAUCUUUCAGUAAAAAACAGGAAGGAUUCGACUGAUUCCCCUCCACCAAAGCGGAAGCGAACAGCAUCUCCGGAUUCCGACUACGAGGUCCAGUUAGAAUCCUUGGUAAACGGUUGGUGCGAGGACUUGAACAUCUCUGAGAAGAAGAAUAGCAAGUCGAAGGCAGCUCGUGCGAAGCCUGCUGAAGUAUACAAAGCUCUUUCAGCAUCCAACUCGGCGAAUAUAGCUAACAUUCAUUCCUCGCAGCCGAGACACCUGUCCGAGUUUGCCUCCAAAUUGGCUACCGAAGAAUGGGACAAAGUGGCCCAAGCGGACCAGGAUUCACCCGACUUCGGCGCGACCAUCGACAAGAUCCAGAAUAUUCGAAACAGCGCUGCAACUUCCGUAAAUGGAGAUGGUAAAAUGGCAGACGCGAGGGAAGUGACUACGGAUAAUUUUAAUGAGCUGAACUUUGAUACCAACGCGUUCGAUGAUUACUUGGAGGCGCAUGAGAUUAAAACAGCGUUUAAUCGUGACGAACCUGGUGCCGCCGGAAGUUCGAAUGCGCGUUCGUUGAACAAGAACGUCAUGCUGGCGCAUCGAUCUAGUAGUUCAGAUAAGGAGAAUAAAUGUAUAGGAAAAAGGAUGUUAUACGGAUGCGAUAGCGAUGAUGAUGUCACUUUGGUAAAGGAUAACAAGAGUAACGAUAAAGUGAAAGCAUUAGAAUCAUCUAGCGAGCAGCUGAAAAGGAUCAGCGGGACAGAUAAAUCAUUCAGGCGCAAUUCGACGACUUCUGAUCAUGAGAAACGUGCUGAUGGACAACAGGGAAAUGUGGAUGACGAUGAUUUGACGAUGAAAGAGGUGGAUUAUGAACUAGACUCACUCAUGAACGUCACGGAACAUGAUUUGUUGAUUAAACAAUUUGAAGAGGAUUUGUUUGGAAAACCUCUUUUUUCGAGCAAUUCGUCUAGAUUGAAGGGACAGGAGCAAAAGACGCCGCAGAAGAUGAAUAAUAGGAAUAAGGACACCGAACACUCGGCCGACGAAGACGACAUUGUCGAGAACACUCCUGACGCAAAGACAAAGAAUUCGAUCCGAGAAGGUUCAGUGAUAUCAUCGUCAACAAGAAGUACCAUACCAAGUACUCCGUGCAGCAGGAAAAGCAUCCAUCCUUUAUACCAAAGUACUCCAAAAGUUCAACAAUCAUCGUCAAGGAUCGAAUGCAACUCCGCGAUAAAGCCAGCACCGAUAAACAACGAGUCAUCGCUUAGACGUAUGAAGACUACAAUGGGAAUUAUGAACAAUUCGAAAACGCGAAAAUUAUGUUUCGUGUGGAGUAGUUUGAUACUUUCGCAAGUGGAACAGGUGAAAAAACUAGCGCGAAUGAUGAACGCUAAGUAUUUGACUCAGUUCGAAGAAGAGGUAACACACGUGAUCGUGAAGGUGAACGAAGGGAACAAUGGAGCGAGUAAAACCCUUAAGUAUCUUCAAGGUAUCGCGUACGGGAAGUGGAUCGUCAGCUACCAAUGGGUGAUUGAUUCCUUGAAGGAGAAGAAAUUAGUAAACGAAGAAAGUUACGAGGCGGUUGAUUGCCUUACUUUAGAGCCCGGACCGCGAAAUUCGCGAUUAAGGCAGAAGGGCCUGUUCGAAGGAUUCGCUUUCCUCUGUAAAGGACCCUACGCUGACGUUUCUGUUGAACAGUAUCAGGACUUGCUACGAGCCGCUGGUGCUACGGUACUAGACUCCUUGAAUGAUCUAACCGCGGAAAAGAGUAAGCUGAAGAUCAUCAUGAUACAGGCGGACAUUCACGACUACGAGACUAUCAUGAAAUGGUACCAAAAGGCAGGCGCUGUUCCUAUUGUUCAUGAAUGGGUGGUGCAGUGUAUCAGUCAAUACAAAUUGGUAUCAUUCUAUCCGUAUCUUCAAGAAUUAUCAACUGUGGAAGUUCUAGCACUUGGAUUUCCGGAUUUCCUAGUCGAAGGAGAACCUGACGAAGAUUCUGAUAGCACUUCUAACAUGUCGAUGUGAUAAAUUAUUAAUUGUCUUCCUAUUUAUUCAAGUUACCAUUCAAGUUCGCUGCAACAGCGACCCAUUUCUGAAAUCGAAUAUCGCAAAAACAGAGAGAAUUUUUGUUUCUGCAGAGAGAUUGCUUGUUUAUUUUACACGUGUUGGAGUCGAACCGUGAACGGUAAAACUGUACAUUGAAAUGUAACAGUGUUCUAUGUAGUUGAUUAAUGUGUACUGCAGUUGCUAGCGAUUUCAAAGGCAAUUUGAUUUUGUUUUUGGAAAUUUUGAUUCAAGUCAAAAGAGUUUCUCCCGUGAAGCUGGACUUCAAUUUUCAAUCGAAUUUUUAUUAGUUAUCGAGUUGUGAAAUACUCGUGUAAUUGUUUUUAUUUGUUUGCGAUAUACGAGUAAGUGAAAAUAGAAACAAAAAUUGUACAGUUCUUGAUACAUUAAGUUGCAUAAUUUUUAUUAUUGUUACUAACUUAAUAUUUACGUUUCGUGCCAUACUGUGAUCCAUAUAUCAAGAAAUAUAUUCUAUAUUAAAAAAUUGUGGCUACCAGUUUGAGCCACACCCUUUAUAUUUUAUUUCUAUAUCUGACUUGCCUAAAUCAGUGUGUAACGUCUAUCGUUACGCUCAAUGGCAACUUAGGCUUCUUUUGGUUAAGUAUGGAGAGAGAAGUCUCAUUCACCAUAUGCCUUUGAUCUUUGGAGAACUCUGGGAGAGCCUAGGCCCUAGGGAGAUCCUAACUUAGAACCUCUAGCCUGGGACUCGAAGAACGUGAACAAAUAAAACGAGUAAUGAAACACUUCUCCCCCUACAAUUUCUUUUAAGUAAAAGAAGUCUAAGCACGCAGCUAUACGUGUAAGAAGAGGAAAUUUUUCUAGAUGUCCGCCUAUCAUUUUAAUUAAAAUGAUAUAUGUUAAAUAGAGUGAAACAUACAUCUUGUAUGUUAUAUUUCUUCGCCAUAGUGAUUAAGGGUUGAAAUCAGAGGACACCUUGAAAGGUUGCCUUAUUAGAGGCGUGCAAUAUCAUCGUCUCAUUAUCAUUACCAUCAUCAUUAUCAUUAUGGGUGGGAUCACAGAGGCUGCGUGUUGCGAAGGGGCAUUCAGACCACUACUCACGUAUUCACCGAGAGACACGCGAACGAUAUUGAUUUGCCCGGGACCACCUGUAGCCAACAUUCCCGGCUCGCACACUACCACACACCGGUGGUUAUGAAUCUCGUUCCAAUUGCCACCAAGUGAGGAGAAAUAAUCACUGUGGUGUGUUCAAAGUGCCUUACACAUAUACCCAUAUGUAACUUUGACACUCACAAGAAAAUCAGAGAUGUUUCCGUUUUUUACAAAUACUAGCUCUAUUCUGGCGGUCAACCUAAAUUGGUGCUCUUUUAUAUAAAACACAAAAUAUUGUGACUUCGAAUUUCGUAUAUUGCUGUAUGUUGUUUGUCGUGUAAGGCGACAAAUGUCAUAUCAGACGAAACUUUAUGGUUGUCACAAGUGUGACAGCGAUCUCCCAUGAGAAAUUGUAUGCGUAUAAAAAAGAAGAAGCAAAUUUCUUCGCACAAGUUUAAUAUUUCUUUUUGUAAAAUGAAUCAGUAGAUUAUAAGAUGAUUCGGUUGUACGUUAAUCGAAUGGAUUAUAAUUAUUUUUGUACAUUUCUAAUGCGCUUAUUAAAUUUGCUAUAUGUUUAAUUAA